GAUCUAUUCACCAUCGUCACAUUGCUGGUCGUUUUCAGCGUUGAGGUUCGCUGGAAUGGGGCAUACCCGCAAGAAGAAAAGAGGGCAUAAGAAUAGAACUUCACGAAAAGAGAAGGUAAGUUUAGUGCGAAUUUCCUCACAGUUGCGUAGCGUACAGUGGCAAAAGUAUCUAAAGAGUGUUUAGCCAGACAAUGAGGUCUCGACUUCGUCAUCAAGUGCUCGACAGCACGAGGCGCAGGAAGACGAGGCAUCUGCAUCCGAUUCCGACUCGGACUACGCCAACAACCUGGAUCUAAUUCAGGUGAACCUUAAACGCUCUCCCGCCCGUGUGGGCUACCUGGUCGCCCACCUUCCACAAUGAAUCCUCUGCCAGACGUCAUUGUCAUCCAAGACCCUCCACCAGAGUUCGCUUGGAAAUCAUGUCCAGGCUACAACCCUGAGUACCUCCCAGCAAGGGAGCUUUUGGAAAAAGACAAUCCAAAAACGACAGAGGACCCUUUUCCAGUCAAGCUUGUUGGUUUUUAUGUUACCAAGUCGAUCGAUCCAAGCGACUGGAGGAUCGAUUGGCGGGAACAUGAUAACGACCACUAUGGCUCGGUAGCCUCCUUGUUUCUCAAUACGUCCUGCGGCGAGAUAACGAUCCACAACGUCUACAACAACAAGCAAUCCAUCUCCAUGUCGAAACUAUUGACAGCUUCAGAUCAUCCUGUCACUGGCGAAAGUGCCGUAUUGAUUGGGAACUUCAACCUCCACCACCCGGAAUGGGGUGGAGAUAGGGUUGCGCAAGUUGAGAAAGACGCCGGAAUUCUUCACCAGGCAACAAGCAUGGCAGGCAUGCGAUGCUUGUUGCCACCCGGCCUAAGGACUUACUCACGGUCGGCUACCGACACCGGCGAUUUCUCAACCACGAUUGACUUGGCCUUUGCCGCUCAGAGGCUGGAGUCUCGGGCCCAUCCCACUCGAGUGCUGUCAGUACCUGGAUUCGAUUCAGACCACCGGCCGCUCCAUACCAGGAUCUCCAUUGCGCCCAAUCGAGACAAGGAGCCACGCUUCAACUGGGACAAAGCAAAUGAAAAGAAAUACUGCGAAGAGGUCAAAAAACAAUUGCUCACGAUCGGCUGCCCCACUAUCCGAACUGCAGCUGAGGUUGAUGAUUACGCCAAAGCGCUUGUGCUGGCCAUCUACCAAGCUGUUCGCCGGACCAUUCCCUGCUACAGGAAGACCGCUCCGCGGCCGAAGCCCGAAAUGGACCCGGAAGACGUCCAACGCGCUCGUGAGAACGAGAAGAAUCAGCAUCGCAUUCUGCAUUAGCUUCGAUCUCGACGCAAACAGCGGGGCCAAGAGGAAAAGUGUCGCAUUGCUAAGCGUGAAACCCGUCACGCCACCAAGAUGCACAAGAUGGCUUCGUUUCGAGAGACUAGCCAGGCUUCUCAACUACGGGGUCUUCAUCAAUUAGCGAGGUAGGUUUCGGCGUGGAGUCAACCACAACGACAGGUUCAUCUGAAGAGGCUUAUACGACCCGACGAGUCUGUCUGUCAGACCGAUGACGAAAGCUUGCACUGCUUCAAGGACAAGAUUUGGCCCAAAUCGAGCGAUGCCACUGACCCGCCGGCUCCUGAGGUACCCGAGCUUGACCCCAAACGUCCCCAACUCUUUACUCCUCAGUGUAUCAGCGAUGAGGAGUUGCAUGAGGCAUUCACCUCAGUAGAAAGAGG
Colletotrichum acutatum is the source of this 1715-nucleotide messenger RNA. RefSeq lists its product as uncharacterized. NCBI's taxonomy places the organism in Eukaryota, Fungi, Ascomycota, Sordariomycetes, Glomerellales, Glomerellaceae. The record is from RefSeq and is a predicted model, not a curated record. Gene Ontology annotation, molecular function: catalytic activity. The coding region runs from base 358 to 1311 and encodes 317 amino acids. The transcript has a single exon.